AAGAUUAAAUUUUCAAAAAGAAACAGCAGCACCAUUUAUUUGAAUUCAACCCUUAAACAAACUUAAAUGCUCAUUGAUCACCAUAACCAGACUAGUAAAGAAAUUCUCGUUACAGAGACACUCUCAAAGAAUGGCCGAAGUUAAGCUGCUAGGAGCAUAUUUUAGUCCUUAUAGUUUCAGAGCAGUAUGCGCUCUGAAAUUGAAGGGCAUACCUUACGAAUUUGUAGAAGAAGAUCUCAUGAACAAAAGUUCUUCUCUUUUACAAUAUAAUCCAGUGUACAAGAAGAUUCCAGUGCUUGUUCAUGACGGCAAGCCAAUUUGCGAGUCCAUUGUAAUCCUGGAAUACCUCGACGAAAUAUGGCCGGAAUGUCCCUUGCUGCCUACCGAACCUUAUGAGAGAGCUGUUGCCAGGUUUUGGAUCAAGUAUGUUGAAGAUAAGUCUCCAGCAAUGUGGGUAGUAUUCCGAACCAGUGGCCAAGAGCAAGAGAAGGCGGUAAAGGAAACUGUAGAAAUGCUGAAAACCAUUGAAGAAAAUGCUAUGGGGGAAAAGAAGUAUUUCGGAGGAGACAAGAUUAACAUGGUGGAUAUUGCAUAUAGCGGAAUUGCUUACUGGCUUGGAGGCAUUGAAGAAGUCGUAGGCAUCAAGAUGCUUGAACCUCAAAAAUUCCCUCGUCUGCAUGCUUGGACUAGAAAUUUCAAUGAAACACCCGUUAUCAAGGAUAAUCUUCCAGAUCGAGACUCAAUGUUCGCAUUAUUUAAACGCAGCAGAGAGAUGAUAUUAGCAUCUGCUUGAAUCUUUUUAGUCCUUUUUGAUUAUUUCUCAGUAUGGUCUGUUUUCUUUAGAUAAUUACAAAUAAUUCCUUCUUAAUAUAAGGAUAUUAAUACAGCUUUUUCUUUUUUCAAAGCUAAUCUUCCAGAUGGAGGCUCAAUGCUGGUAUUCUUUAAACGCACCAGAGAGAUGAUAUUAGCAUCUGCUUGACAUAUUAUAUAAGUAUUAAGUCUAUAGGGAGAAGAGAAAUGUGUCCUCCUGAGUUUUUCUCAGUAUGUAUGGUCUGUUUUUUUCAGAUAAUAAUUUUAUGAAUAUGCUUAUUAUAAUUAACUUCCU
Molecule: messenger RNA, 1105 nt
Organism: Jatropha curcas
Lineage: Eukaryota; Viridiplantae; Streptophyta; Magnoliopsida; Malpighiales; Euphorbiaceae
Product: putative glutathione S-transferase
Biological process (GO): glutathione metabolic process
Cellular component (GO): cytoplasm
Molecular function (GO): glutathione transferase activity
Source: RefSeq, a predicted model, not a curated record